Molecule: messenger RNA, 2496 nt
Organism: Aspergillus saccharolyticus JOP 1030-1
Lineage: Eukaryota; Fungi; Ascomycota; Eurotiomycetes; Eurotiales; Aspergillaceae
Product: Mis6 domain protein
Exons: 4
Coding region: 255-2453 (732 amino acids)
Cellular component (GO): cytosol; nuclear body; kinetochore
Source: RefSeq, a predicted model, not a curated record
CGACAAAAACGUGCAUACCACGAAAGAAUUUAAAGAAGCGACUCGGCGGAAAGCAGCAGGUCUAAUUAUUACUCUUUACUUCUGUGGUAGUACUGUUGAUCUGUCGCGCCGUUGACGCGACUUUCGAGUCCGCGCGCGACUUGAAUGAUCGAAAGUGAUCAAGGCCUCGGUGCAGUCUGAUAUGCGCUGCGAGAUACCGCACUCGAUCUGCACCGCGAUUAAUUUACUAAUAGAUAAGCAAGUUUUAGACUACAAUGUCAUCCGACUCGGACAGAGGCUCCGAUGCUGCACCAACCAGCCUACAAGAUGCGAUUCAGCAUCUCGAAGCAGUCUCGUUUUUGCCAUCAAAGCAGCGAUACACGGAUGCUGGGCAGUUAGCCAGAACAAUAGCAACACAUGCCUAUGAGAGCGGAAUUCCCCAGUCUGGCCUAGAACAUCUGCUUCAGGUCCUUACGAAGAGUAAUCAACUUGACCAGGGAACAAUUACUAUCCUAGUUAAGAAUCUCUACCCGCAGGAGAGGAUAUCCUCCAAGACUGUCACGCAAGUUGUGUGCUGCCUUGGCCCUGCUAAAACAAAACCUAGUCCCGCAACGCAGGCUUUGCUUUUGCGAUGGCUGAUUCUCGUAUACGAUUUUCUCGAUGAUCGGUCUCAUCUAGCGAAACUAUACGCGGUUCUCUUUAACCACCUUGAUAUGUUAAGCUUACGGAAGCCGUUGUGUCAUCUACUCUCGUUAAUUACGAGACGGAAACAUGUCAAGCCUUUCAGAAUCCAGGCUCUUAUGGAGCUUCUUGGUGCUGCUGGAUGCGAUGAUAAAGAGCUUCUCACUCUCUUGAAAGCUUUCAAGAACUACUGUCCCGAUGUAAUUGUGGGAGAUCUUGGGUCUUCGGGAAGAAAGGCACUAUUCUUCAAGCACCCAGAUCUUGAGUGGACAGCCCACGUGCGACAAAUCCAAGAAACGCAUUCGGAGCGACUUCAAGCUGCGCAGCCAUCAACUUUCCAGGUAGUGCAUCGUGGUAUGGUUAAGAGAGGCAAAAUGGAGGUCAUUGUACCUGCUGUACAAACAUCGCGGGUCUCAUUAUAUCAUACUGCGCUUGAAGAAUUGCGCAGUGUGGACCACUUUGUCGAAAGACUUGAUCGAAUCGAAAUACCUAACCAAAUCAUCUCCAUGAUGGGAGAUCCCUUGGCUCAGAAGUAUCUCUUCCUGACUCAGUCCGACGCUGCACAUCGUCGUCUGAAUGAUUGGUUGAAAAGCUUCCUUGAUGAUCAAUUGGAGCACAUGCACGAGAACGAUCACGAAGGGACCGAGUCGCUUGGGUACAUUAUGGAUCUUGCACUCAACUAUGCGCAAUAUACAAAGGAAAUUCCCCACCCGUUGGUUCCAUUCCUUAAGCAAUAUAUCCUUUCGUGGGACGGCUACGACAAUCAAGACAGAGUGCUCCUUUUAUUGUCAUAUUUACCACUUCAGGAGUUCAAAGACCUGCGAGAAGAGUUCCUGGGCCACCUAGAGGUUUCAAUAUUAGACGGCACACCUCGCUCUCAAGUGACCCUACUCGACUUCUACUCUUCGCUAAUUCACCAAUGGGGCGUACGUUUGAGAUCUCAACCGCUCAGCGCUCGUGAAUUCAAGCCACUGGGCCGCCUUAUCUCACACGCAGAAUUGUUGGCUCUAUCGAGUCUCGAAUCUACAAUACAGCGUACGGCAGAGGUUGAGCCCGAAGGACAAAAACCUGCUACACUGUCCGUCCUUGAAUUUUACUGCACAUUAGCCGAACUGUUUUCGCAUGCACCUUUGAACAGGAGCAUCCGUCUUACUAUCCCCCUCGCUCCAACAGUUUAUACCCUUGUCUUUACCCCGAUAAGCUCCGUUAUGUCGAUUAUGAGCUCAGUACUCGCUACCUACAAAUCGUCAUUCGAAGCUUCUCUCACUUCCCCCGCCCUACAGAUUCCACAUGCGACCGAAUCAUUAUAUCCGACAGACCUUGUGGGUCAAUUCAACGGGUACAUCAUGGAUAUCUGCAACUUGAUCUGGCGCAAUCGCGGACUCAACUCUGAUGACCCGAACGCACUAGGUUGCUUGAUUCCGGCACCCAUUGUCAACGCCCUGACGCGCUUUAUCCGUAAUCUGAACGAUAGUUCACGGGAGAGAAAGCGAGAUGUCAACUUCUUCUACACCAUAUCCUCAGUAUUUUCGCUGAGCCACCAUGUCGCUCUAUGCAAUAUGUCUGCAGCGUGUUUUGCGGAUAUUGAGGAGAACAAUGGCAUUGAUGAGAGUCAACCAAGGUUGCAGAAACCUGUGACUCAGAAAGCACUCAGUGCCCUCGAGAAAGAGGGAGGCUUGAAGCUGACCUGGCAGGAGUAUCGUGUUCGGAUGCUUGAUUGGUUGGAUGCAACAGGAAAUGUGGGCAUUGGAAAUCUGAUGCGCAGCACUAUGAAAGCUUUGAGGAAAGAGUAAUAGCUGCAGAACUCAAUGAUAGUCGCUGUAUAUCAUGCCGAGC